UUUAUACUAGCGGCCGGCUACAGCUUCGUCCGUGGUCAUAGAAUAGAUUUAUUUUCAAAAUUGGAUGGUGUGGCGACAUCUCUACGCCACUCGUCACAACAUCCAAUCAAACAACUACUGUCAAUCAUCGCGAAGAAAUUGACGCGCUCAACCAAUAGCAGCGAAGAAACUAAAUCGCUAUUUCAGAGAUUUCACGGAUUGCAGCUAUAUAUACAAACUCCGACACAACAUCGUCUGUCGCGCGGUUCCCCAGGCAUAACACCUAGCCUGGCGGAAGAUCUUCCCUUUGGUGGCGGUCGAGCCGAAUCAUCGCUCCCACUACAAAGGUAUCACUUAUUGACGCCACAUGUGUAGAAGAAGCGGCGGAACAAACUACACUGCAGCAGUCAUACAUAGACUGGAGAUACUUUUUUAACGGGAAGAGAAAUUCCCAUAAUUGGUUCAUCCGAAGAUUAGCUCUUUACAAACAAACAAUCAAUCAGUGUUACAAACUUUAGUUUAACUCAUUAUUUGAACUACCUACUGCAUGAGACUGCCCAAAAUAUACUAUCCGUUUUUCGAAUUCGAACGUACUGUUUUGAAUAAGCGUGUUGUUAAAGUUUUCAUGCAUUUGUUAGGGAUAUUUGUUUCAAAGUAUGGUUGGUAUUAUCAAAAGUAUAAUAAUAUAUGUUAAAAGGUUACGACUAGCAUUUGCUUCACUCCCGUGGAAAUUUCCUGAAAAAAGUAGCCAAUGUCAUUCCUAAAGGUCUGUUAUAUCUGUGUUACAAAUUUCAUCAUAAUCGAUUGAGUAGUUUUUUAAGUUACAAAAAUACAAAUCUUGUCACAAAAUUGGUGUGAGUAUGGAUUACAAGCACAUUUGUCAAAAAUACAUUAAAGAGUACGAAUACCACGUUAACGAUUGUUACUUUUGAUCUAAGAGGCCGUGGCCUGUCAGCAGUGAAGGACGACCGCCGCGGCAGGCGGCCGCCAUGUGUGGAGUCUGCUGCGUCCAGCUCAAAGGCUGGUGCAAGGCCUUCACCAAGACAGAGAUCUUUCUCUGCAUUUUGGAAGCUUUACUUCUUAUCCUCUUUAUAGCUUCUCUAACUAUCUUAGUACUACAUUUUCUCGCGUGUAAUAAAAAAGAAAUUGACGAGUCUACGUAUCCUGGUAAUGAUAAAGGAUAUCAGCCAGAAGACAGCGGAAUGCCAGCAGUCCACUCCACCGUGGCGCCGGACGUGAAGUGCACUUGGAAACCCAAACAGCAAACGAAAGCCCCCACUCAUUAUUACGAACAAUCCAGUGUAGCAACAACUACUUCAGUUACAAAUGCUGGUGGUGUCUCCAGAAACGUGCAUUUAGCUGGAAAGCCAACGAGUUCUCCGCCAGCAAACCGCUCGUUCAUCGAUGAGGUGCUGUCAUAUCUAUCUGACGGGGAAGAGGCGGAGUCUUACAAACGAUACGUCUUGUCUCUGGUCAAGAUCCGUCCACCGCAGGACGUGACAUUUGGGUGUAUAUUAACGAUCGUGGCUGAUUACUGGGUGGUGACUGCCGCUAGUUGCAUAGAAGCGAUCGAGGAGGUGGACUCCCUGGAUUCUUUCGUGAUGAUGGAGGGGUACGGUGAGGGCGAGGCGGGCGGCACCCACGCCGUGGCGGACGUGCUGAUGCACCCCUGGUACCAGGGCAGCAACCACAGCUACGACGUCGUGGCGCUCAAGAGCGAGCGCCGGCUGGUCGGGCCAUCCAGAAGUGCUGUGGAGUUUGCAUCCCUGAUAGAUUAUUACCUCUUGCCGAUUGGGGAGAAGCUCACGAUUCUAGGAUACGGUAGAUACAGGUACACCCCUUUUAGAUACACGGAUCAGGGACCCUCGGGCCGCGGCCUCCUGCACGUGUCCUCGUUCCUGCUGCCGGCGCGGCAGUGCGCGGCCGGCGAGCGCUGGGCCCCGCGGCACCUGUCGCGGCCGCACGCCGCGCCGCCCGCCGCCUGCCGCCCGCGGCCGCUGUGCGCGGGCGCGCUGGCGGCGCGCGGCGCGGCCUGCAACUACUGCGCGGGCACGCCGCUGCUGCUGCGCGCGCGCCUGCUCGGCCUCAUGAGCGACAACCCGCAGUGCGGCGUCGCCUGCGAGCCGGUCUUGUUCGUCAACGUGGCGCUGGUGCGGCCGUGGCUGGACGCGCUGGUGGAGAAUGACGACGAUCUCGUGGUCUGAUGUGAUGUUACUAGAAGAUAGACUGUUGACGUUGUCAAGGCAUGGACACUUAUACAAAUAUGGAAAAACAUUACUUAUGAGCUUCAGAUGGAAUGACCUUGAAAUUUUACCCUCCCAUCUACAAAAGGAAUUCAUUUGAAAGAUGGGGAAAGCAAAAGAAAAUUGGAGCUAUACCGACCUCUGCCCAGCUAGAACAAACUUUGACGUACGCCAAGUGUAAACUGUCAGUAUUGUCAAACCGAGCAAACAGAAAUAAAACAGUGGAAUAAUAUGUUCAAGUUGUGAUGUGAUGGCAAACUUCGGUCUGCUACUGUGUUCUGUGCUGAUGGCAGUGAUGAUGGUGUCUUCGUUCGGAGCGGCCAUCACGCUGUUCUUGGCGGCCAAGAAGGGAGAACUGGAUGAGGAGUCCACGACAGCUUCCCAGGUUGGGAAUCCAGCGGCGCCUCCUCCCACGAAAUAAACCUUACCGUUUGAUGCUGUUGUGUGCUGUACAUUUAUAAGAAGAAGCAUCGGGAUAAUUUGGAAACUGAUUCAGGUCAACACGUGAAAACAAAUUUUGUUCGUCUCAGCUGCGUCGCGUCACGUACUGCACGGUUUCUGAGAUAUAUAGUGAGAUAGAUAUAUACUCGCCAAAGCUAAUUUGAUGCUAAUACUAGCUUUGCCUCUUGUGCUGUUGGUGAACGCUGGGCUUAUCAGCGGAAAACAUUAUAUUAUAAUAACUGUAUGCAUUAUAUCCGUAACAUACAUAAAAUCACGCCUGUCCCGAAGGGGUAGGCAGAGGCUACGUCUUUCCAAUAAAAUAUAAUGAUAAUGUGUUACAUAAGUGGAUUGGAGUGUUGGAACUUGGUUGUAUUUUUUUUUCCUUGUGUAAAU
Messenger RNA from Amyelois transitella, 3056 nucleotides. RefSeq lists its product as uncharacterized. Gene Ontology annotation, biological process: proteolysis. Bases 969 to 2183 code for a protein of 404 amino acids. Gene Ontology annotation, molecular function: serine-type endopeptidase activity. The transcript is spliced from 2 exons. NCBI's taxonomy places the organism in Eukaryota, Metazoa, Arthropoda, Insecta, Lepidoptera, Pyralidae. The record is from RefSeq and is a predicted model, not a curated record.